Messenger RNA from Cryptomeria japonica (Japanese cedar), 678 nucleotides. RefSeq names its product peroxidase 5-like. The record is from RefSeq and is a predicted model, not a curated record. Lineage: Eukaryota; Viridiplantae; Streptophyta; Pinopsida; Cupressales; Cupressaceae. Bases 1 to 678 code for a protein of 225 amino acids. The transcript has 5 exons. Gene Ontology annotation, biological process: response to oxidative stress. Gene Ontology annotation, molecular function: heme binding; peroxidase activity. Gene Ontology annotation, cellular component: plant-type cell wall; plasmodesma.
AUGGAAAUGAUGGUGGGUUAUUAUCGCCAAACAUGCCCUGAGGCCGAGGAGAUUAUCAGUGAAACUGUUGCCAAAGCUGUUAAAGCCAAUCCUGGUGGUUGCGAUGGAUCACUUCUCCUUGAUUCCUCAGACGACACAGCAGAGAAGGACCCACCCGUCAACAACCCAAGCCUGAGGGGCUACGACAUUAUUGAUGAAGCCAAAUGUGCCGGCGUCGUUUCUUGUGCUGACGUAGUGGCAUUCUCUGCAAGAGAUAGCGCUUACCAAGUAUGCUGGUGGACUAUUUUGGGCUGUUCAAGGUGGACGAAGAGACUGAAGGGUAUCUCUCGCAUCAGAGGUCACAUGGUCACUCUCUCAGGGGCCCAUUCAAUUGGGGUUUCUCACUGUAGUUCGUUCACCGGAGAUCAUCUGUAUAACUUCAGCGGCCGAGGCGGUCAAGAUCCUUCCAUGGACUCUAAAUAUGCUCUUCAGCUCAAGGCCAAAUGCCCCUCUUCAGCUUCAAACGACACCGUUGUUCAACUGGAUCGUCUCACUCCCACUAAACGGGUAAACAUUAACGCCAAGUACCCCAAGAUUUGGAGGGAAAAUUUUGGAAGGGCAAUGAUAAAGAUGGGUGCAAUUGACGUGUUGACGGGAUCGCAGGGAGAGAUAAGGAAACAGUGCCAUGUCCCCAACUAG